Trachemys scripta elegans is the source of this 1788-nucleotide messenger RNA. RefSeq names its product sodium- and chloride-dependent betaine transporter-like. The transcript has 13 exons. Gene Ontology annotation, biological process: sodium ion transmembrane transport. Gene Ontology annotation, cellular component: membrane. Lineage: Eukaryota; Metazoa; Chordata; Testudines; Emydidae. The record is from RefSeq and is a predicted model, not a curated record.
AGUUUCCCCUGCUCUGUUGGGCCAUGGAGAGUAAAGCAGCUGUGGAGGCUGAGCCCAAUGUGGGCAUGGUGCUGCUCGAAAAGGAGAAGCUGGAAAUGGAGCCAAGAGGCCAGUGGAAUAAUAAAAUGGAGUUUAUGCUCUCCAUGGCUGGGGAGAUCAUCGGCCUGGGCAAUGUCUGGAGAUUCCCUUAUCUCUGUUACAAAAAUGGAGGUGGUGCUUUCUUUAUCCCCUACCUCAUCUUCCUCUUCACCUGUGGGAUCCCAGUGUUCUUCCUGGAGACAGCGCUAGGACAGUACACCAGCCAGGGAGGGGUCACCGCCUGGAGGAAGAUCUGCCCUCUCUUUGAAGGAAUUGGAUACGCCUCACAAGUCAUCGAAUCCUAUCUGAAUAUCUACUACAUCAUCAUCCUAUCUUGGGCUAUCUUCUACCUGUUCAGCUCCUUUACUGCUGUGCUUCCCUGGGCCACCUGUAAUAAUCUUUGGAACUCAGAUCGCUGCGUGGACUUUCUGAAUCACUCUAACGUGGAGAACUGGACAGCGCCUGCUAAUGCCACCUCCCCAGUUACUGAGUUCUGGGAGAAGCGAGCCCUGGGGCUCACAGACGGUAUUCACAGUCUGGGCACUGUGCGCUGGGAGCUGGCUCUCUGCCUCCUGCUCGCCUGGGUCAUCUGCUACUUCUGCAUCUGGAAAGGAGUCAAGUCCACAGGCAAAGUUGUUUACUUCACUGCCACAUUUCCCUACUUGAUGCUUUUUGUCUUGCUGAUUCGAGGGGUCACCCUGCCUGGUGCUGCUGAGGGGAUCAUGUUCUACCUGAAGCCAGACAUUUCCAGGCUUGCAGACACCCAGGCGAUGCCAUGGGUCAAGGCUGUAGGCAGCCGAGUUCUGUUUUGGUGGUAAAUUUGCAGAGGAAAACAAUGCCAUCUCUCCCUUUGGUUCUGCCCCAACAGGGACUGCUUCAUGCUAUGUUUCCUGAAUAGUGCCACCAGCUUUCUGGCCGGUUUUGCUAUCUUCUCUGUGCUGGGCUUCAUGGCACAAGAACAGGGCGUGCCCAUUUCAGAAGUGGCCGAGUCAGGUCCGGGCCUAGCAUUCAUUGCGUAUCCAAAGGCUGUAACGAUGAUGCCUGUGUCUCAGCUCUGGUCCUGCCUAUUCUUCCUUAUGCUGAUCUUCCUGGGACUGGACAGCCAGUUCAUCUGUGUUGAGAGCCUGGUGACAGCCAUUAUCGACAUGUACCCAGAAGUUCUCCAGAAGAAAGGGCACCGGGAGCUCCUGAUCCUGGCCAUUGCAGUCAUAUGCUACCUGCUUGGCCUGAUGCUAGUCACUGAGGGUGGAAUGUACAUCUUCCAGCUGUUUGAUUAUUAUGCUGCCAGCGGUACGUGCCUACUGUUCCUGGCCAUUUUUGAAGUCAUCUGUGUUGGCUGGGUGUAUGGUGCGGACCGUUUCUAUGACAACAUUGAGGACAUGAUUGGUUAUCGGCCGUGGCCGCUGAUUAAGAUGUGCUGGCAGGUUGUCACCCCUGGUGUUUGCCUGGCGACCUUCCUAUUUUCACUGAUCAAGUACACCCCCCUCAAAUACAACAACUGGUACGUGUACCCUCCGUGGGGCUACGCUCUGGGCUGGUUGGUGGCUCUCUCUUCCAUGAUCUGCAUUCCACUCUACAUCAUUUUCAUCCUGCUGAAAACCAGGGGAUCACUAAAGAAGGUAAAAGACGGUCUAGAACUUCUAGGUCCCAGAUUCAAAUCUAGCCCAGGUCAUCAGUGACUAAAGUCUGUGUGAGUGCUUCCCAUUGGCU